Molecule: messenger RNA, 228 nt
Organism: Paramecium sonneborni
Lineage: Eukaryota; Ciliophora; Oligohymenophorea; Peniculida; Parameciidae
Source: the annotation of a GenBank genome assembly
AUGGUUUUUGCAGCUACCUUAAGUCCAGUGCCUUAAUUGAAUGAUAGUAAUAGAACUUUUUUUACAAUGGAUUUGAUAUGGAUAUUUUAAGCAAUUUUAAUAUUUUCUUUUCCAUAUAUUAUUUAUAUUUUUGGCUCUCUAGAUAUCUUUUAUACAAUUUAUUAUGGGUUUUUUAUUUUUGACAGUCUAGGAAAAAACAGCAGCUUAAAUAUUAGAAAUUUAUUAUGA